CGCUCCGGUUGUCUCUGCUUUUGAGAAGAAAGACAGAAAAACAGACUGAGAAAGAGUGUCACACAGUGCCUGUAUAUCUUUACACUACACUGUACAUUACUAGUGUGUGUUCUUUUCAUCUUUAGGGUUUCUCAACUCUUACUUACCCUGCUUUUCCCACUAUUUGUUUUUCGUUUUCCUCUUCUCUUAAGUCUCCUUCUUUCCCAUUUUCUUUCUCCAUAUCGCACUAAAGCCUUUUUUAUUUUGGUCAUUCCCCCCACCAUUUUCAUUUUCCUUUAUUUUUGUCUCUGUUCUCAAAAGGGUUUGAUUCCCUUUUAAGAACGACCUCGGAUUCUCGUGGAAGUUUUUGUCUUUGUCUUGUUCUGUAGUGUGUUUUCAGUUUUCAAGUUUUGACCUUCCCCGACUUCAGUAUAUAGUUCGUGUGGCUUCAAUCUUGGAAGUUAGCACCACUGUGAAAAUGACAAGCACCAAACUGGAGUUGCAUGUCGGGAUUUUUGUCACCUGCGUCGUGAUUCUCGCAGGGACCUUCUGUGUUGGAGAUACUGAUGUGGUUGAUGUUGGUGCAAUCAAUAGUCUAUAUGUUUCUCUGGGGUCGCCACCACUUCAAGGGUGGAAAUCCGUGGGAGGAGAUCCAUGUUUAGAACUGUGGCAAGGUGUCGCUUGUGUCUUCUCCAACAUAACUGCUAUACACCUUGGAAGCAUGAAUUUGGGUGGACAGCUGGGCAGCAAUUUGAAUUUCCCAUCCAUUUUAGAACUGGAUCUUAGUAACAACCACAUUGAAGGGCCUAUUCCAUUUACUUUGCCCCCUACUCUGCGGAGCUUGUCUCUCUCAGGAAAUCGAUUAAAUGGAAGCAUUCCAGAUGCCUUGUCCUUAUUAACUCAGCUGUCAAACUUGGAUUUGUCGAAUAAUAACUUGAGUGGUCAGCUGCCUUCCUCAACAGGGAGUUUAUCAUCUCUUACCACAUUGCACUUGCAGAAUAAUCAACUUUCCGGGACCCUUUACGUGUUGCAAGACCUGCCUCUUCAAGACCUGGAUAUAGAGAACAAUUUAUUCUCUGGGCCAAUUCCUCCAAAAUUGUUGUCUAUCCCUAAUUUCAGUAAAAAUGGGAAUCCCUUUAAUACUACUAUCAUUCCAUCACCUCCUCUUGCAGCCCCUGCACCAGUAGCUAUGGUUCCAUCCCCCCGAGAAUCGCCUUGGACAGUGGCAUAUGGUCCUUCUGCCCUGACAGCACGAGUGCCUGCAAGUGCUAGGAGGUCUUUUAUGGCUAAGAGUAUCAUCUGGAUUGCUGGUGCAGGUCUUUUUGUAUUCAUUGUUUUGGGAGUUUGUCUUCUAAUGUUGUGUUGCAUUAAGAGGAGGCCGCAGAAGAAAAAUGCUAAGAAACUUGAUGAUGUGGGCGUGUUUGGGGGACCUUUGAAUAAAUCUGCAUGCAAUGAUUAUGUUUUUGGAGCAACUAAUCAAGAGGAGAAGGGUAAAUGUGAAGUACCAAAUAGGAGCACAAAUUCGAGUCCUAAGGUUCAAGAGGAAGGAGACAUAUAUGUGAAAGUAGUAUCUGCAACUUCAGAAUGCAAUAGUGGUCAUCAAUCAAUGAACACUGGAGGGGGUUCCAAACUUUCACCCCUGCAGCCACCACCAAAACACUCUUUCCCAACCAUUUCUGGUGAGAAGAUCACUAUUAAUCCGGCUAUAACUACCAAAGAAGCUGAAAAACAAGUUAUGACAAAUUCCAUCAAAGUUUAUACUGUUGCAUUGCUUCAACAAUAUACAAAUAACUUUUCCCAAGAAAACUGCAUUGGGGAAGGCACACUAGGGCCUGUUUAUCGGGCUGAACUACCUGAUGGAAAGCUAUUGGCAGUGAGGAAACUGGAUGCUACUGCUUCGAUGGGGCAGAGUCAUGAGCAAUUUCUUCAAUUGGUAUCCAGCAUCUCCAAUAUUCAGCAUGCAAAUAUUGCAAGACUUGUAGGCUACUGUGUUGAACAUAGCCAACGACUACUUGUGUACGAGUAUUGCAGUAAUGGGACCCUACAUAAUGUAUUGCAUGGGGAUGAUAAUCAGCGAAUCAAACUUCCAUGGAAUGCACGCAUUCGAGUGGCACUCGGAGCUGCCAGAGCUUUAGAGUACCUGCACGAGAACUUUAGGCCACCUAUUGUGCAUCGAAAUUUUAGGUCUAAUAAUGUUCUUCUGAAUGACAAUUUGGAAGUGUGCAUAUCUGAUUGUGGAUUAGGGCCAUUGUUGUCAUCUGGCUCUACGGGUCAGUUAUCAGGGCGCCUCCUUACUGCUUAUGGUUACAGUGCCCCAGAAUUUGAGUCUGGAAGUUAUACACAGCAAAGUGAUGUCUUCAGUUUUGGUGUUGUAAUGUUAGAACUCCUUACUGGACGAAAAUCUCAUGACAAGUCACGGCCUCGUGCAGAGCAAUUUUUAGUCAGAUGGGCUGUCCCUCAACUCCAUGACAUUGAUACAUUGUCAAAAAUGGUUGAUCCCUGCUUGAGCGGAGCCUAUCCUAUGAAGUCCUUGUCGCGUUUUGCAGAUAUUGUUUCUUCAUGUCUACAGCGUGAACCUGAGUUCCGACCUGCAAUGUCGGAAAUUGUUCAAGAUCUCUUGCGAAUGAUGUAAAAAAACGUAGCUACCUAUGAAAAGAUGAAUUCCCUUGGCCAAGAAGUGUGCUGAUGAUAAACCUUGGAUCCUAGAUCUUGUCUAUUUUCUAUAUUAAUUUUGUGAGCCAAAUAUUUUUUACCUUGUGUUGAAAAUGUGCUUACUAGUGUAAUUAUGAGUUAGCAGCAAUAUUGUGCAAUAGUUUAAGCUUCAGUGUUCAGUUUUAGUUACUAAGAUGAAUUAUGUUAAUAGUCUAAUAUGUUAUAUGGGCUCAGAUUCACGAAAGUGUGAUCCAUCAUUGUCCAUGGUGUUGUAGACACUAUGAUUUUCGGCUUAUGUAUCAUGUGUAAAGCAUGAACUCACUGUGAUCACCCUUUUAGAGACUAAUAUUUUUUUUUUUUCAUUUUGUUU
Messenger RNA from Vigna unguiculata (cowpea), 3001 nucleotides. Its product is annotated as protein STRUBBELIG-RECEPTOR FAMILY 1-like. NCBI's taxonomy places the organism in Eukaryota, Viridiplantae, Streptophyta, Magnoliopsida, Fabales, Fabaceae. Gene Ontology annotation, molecular function: ATP binding; protein binding; protein kinase activity. Gene Ontology annotation, biological process: protein phosphorylation. The record is from RefSeq and is a predicted model, not a curated record.